Laccaria bicolor S238N-H82 is the source of this 1455-nucleotide messenger RNA. RefSeq lists its product as uncharacterized. The coding region runs from base 1 to 1455 and encodes 484 amino acids. The transcript has a single exon. Lineage: Eukaryota; Fungi; Basidiomycota; Agaricomycetes; Agaricales; Hydnangiaceae. The record is from RefSeq and is a predicted model, not a curated record.
AUGGCGCUGUUCGUCGAGAAGCUCAACCAAAUUCACUAUUUCCUCAAUCCUGGGUUGGACAACUUGUUGGGCGAAGUUCGUGAGCUUCGUAGGUUGGUGGCACGACUGCUCUCUGUCGACGAAGUGAGGUUACACUUCUUAACGUUUGACUACUGGUUGGAGGACAACCCCCCACUUACCAGCGAGGAGAGGCCUACGUUAGAUGUGGACAUAUGGAGGAAAGAGUUUGGCAGCAUGCUGGACCAAUUUCUGGUGAAGGGGUGCAAGGAGUUGCACAUCACAGGUGGUUCCCGAAUCAGGACGAUAUACACAUACCCACGAGAAACGAUGAAGCCAGUCAUACCGCCUACCGACGUCGAGCAACUGCGUUCUAAGCUUGCUAGCUCUUUCCAACUAUUGAAAGCAAGGGAAGCAAAGCUGGCUUCCCGAACUUUCUUUGGGGCGUUGAGGCGCAAGUUCACUUCCGUAUUCUCCAAUGCAGUGCCUGCGAAGACGCCUCUGCAGGCUACAAUACCACUGGAAGAAUCCGCGAAGCCGCCUCCCCCCGUCACCGGUGUCCCCCAACCGAUAUCGAGCGACCCAGGUGUCAAGUCUUCUCUCCAUAAAUUCUACGUGCACUGCGAAAUGCUGCUACAACCCCCGUUCCUAGAGUGGACUCUGUCCACGCUCCAGCUCAACGGAGAAUGCAUCACCACCCUCUCCUUCAAAGGCAUCGACAUUCCAUGGGAGACUUGGUCCGAUUUCUUCGCAGCCCUCACCUUCCCCUCCUUAUCCGAGUUCGAAAUCACAUCCCGCCGCUUUAAGCGACCACAAGGGCCCGACUUUUCUUGUAUCGAAUCCUUCCUUGUCCGCCAUCCCUCAAUCACCGUUCUCCACCUUGACGGCCUCCUCACCCUGUCCACCUUCCCGCCUGCACAAGAAAGCAUCCUUCCGAACGUGGUCAAGCUCACCGCACAUCCUGCAUACAUCAGCUGGCUUCUCAGCCCACCCAAUUCAUUGCCUUCCUUAGGCUCUAUAACAAUUUCCUCAGAAUAUUCUCUUAGACCGUACUUCGACUAUGCCCAUUUCAACGAUGCACUCGUCUCAAUAGCUCGGAACGCCGGGCAAGUUGAGCUUGGUAUCCAGUUCAGGUCCGAGAAGGGGAUGGAUGCUUGGUUGCAGGACCACGUCGACAUUGGGUGCGAAGUAAGCGCCGUCUCUCAGUUGACUAAGAUCAAGAACCUGGCGAUCUAUUCGUCUUGGUGCGGUGAUUUUUCAAAGCGUACGUUGAAGAUUUUGCCAGAGUUUCUGGCACUCUUUCCUAGUCUUGAACAUGUCGGGUUUAUGGAGCAACCAAGGGGAAACGAGGAGGUUAUGUUGGCUGGUGGUUUUGUCAAGGCGAUCACGUUGAGGUGCCCCCAUAUUAAAAGUGUUCUGAUAAAUAGGCAGUGGUCUUUUCAGGGGUUGCGUGAGUGA